AUGGGGGUCCACAGCAUAAAUGGAAAGAAGGAGGGGGAAUUUAGUGUGAAUUCUGCCUGUUUUGUAAAUUUGCCUUACACUGGGGAUAUCUCUGACUCGAAUCAACAAGUAUGGAUCCUUCAAGGUGACGUUCUUGUGGCAGUUCCUCGGAGAGCGGACGUGACUCCAGUUACCAUCACUUUCCUCCCAUGCAAGUAUCCCGAGUCUCUUGAACAAGACAAAGGGACUCCCAUUUACAUGGGAAUAAAGGAACCAGAAAAGUGUUUGUCUUGUGAGGACAUGGAGGGUCAGCCCACCCUAAAACUGAAGGAGGAGAAGAUUCUAGAUCUGUACAACCAAGCGGGGCCUGUGAAACCCUUCCUCUUCUACCACAAUAAGACUGGCAGGACCUCCACCUUUGAAUCUGUGGCUUUCCCUGGCUGGUUCAUUGCUUCCUCCUCGGAUCAAGACCAGCCCAUCUUUCUCACCUCAGAGCAGGGGAAGACACACAAUACUGCUUUCGAUUUUUCACUCUAG
This is a messenger RNA of Condylura cristata (star-nosed mole), 516 nucleotides long. It is a transcript of the gene IL36G, whose product is annotated as interleukin 36, gamma. Lineage: Eukaryota; Metazoa; Chordata; Mammalia; Eulipotyphla; Talpidae. The coding region runs from base 1 to 516 and encodes 171 amino acids. The transcript has 4 exons. Gene Ontology annotation, biological process: cellular response to lipopolysaccharide; positive regulation of gene expression; cytokine-mediated signaling pathway. The record is from RefSeq and is a predicted model, not a curated record. Gene Ontology annotation, molecular function: cytokine activity; interleukin-1 receptor binding.